UAUGUCUCUCUCCCUCCCUUUAGAGGGGAGGAGGGAGUGGGGGAGAGUACACGCCCCCCCACUGCAUCCGACGAGGGAGGAGGAGGGAAGGGCAACGCAGCAUCAGCAUCUCAACGUCUAGAACGAGAAUGACAAACAUUUAAACCCUCUGAGCACAGUCACCACGGAGAUGACUAAUUACUGGGCCGCCAUGCACUGACUGCAGAGACCGGCGCUGUCUAAUCGCUGGAGUGAAGAGGGGUGGAGAGGAGACUGUUCAUUUGGGGCGUCCAAACUAAUUUAUGGAUAAUAGCUUAAUCGUGGGAACAGACUACGUGCUGAACAGCAAGCGUCCUCUUUAAAUAUUCAUCUGCUCCAACCGAGCAGCUGCUCAGACCACCUGCCACGCCUCCACAUGUGGUGCUUCAGAGGCUGGGAUCUGGCUAAUAUCUGGAACAACUGACACCCCCCCUCCCAGAUCCUACACUCCCUGCUACUACAGCCUCCUUCUGGACCAGGCUAAUCUCUGGGUCUGGGUGUCUGGCAUGUUCUGCUUCUGCCUGCAGAGUUCUCUACUGAAGCUCCAGGCGCUGGAGGUGGAGGGAGGCGCCUCUCUUGCUCAGUCCCCAGACGAGGGCUCCCCUGCCCAAGGGAGCAAGGAGAAGAAGAGCCCCUGUGGCCCUCCGGAGCUCCGAGGGAAUGAGGGGAAGACGCCGGCUCUCUGCCACGGUGUCUUCUCUGACGAGAACAACCUGCCAGAACGGCUCACAGUUCUAACCAGACCUCCACCAUUAACCGUUCACCCUGGGCACCAGCCCCUGAUCCCUGAUGGAGCUGUGCCCCCCAGCCCUGGGGUGGAGGUGGGAGGGGAGGGGGGAAGUGGACCUCUCCUCCAGCUGCUGUCUGGAGGACCAAGUCCUCUUCCCUCGCCCCGCUGCCUCACCCCCAGCCAGAGGUUCAACUCUGACCCAGAGACGGCCCCGUCACCCCCCUGCAGCCAGCAGUACAUGCAGUGUCAGGCUCGGGACUGGUCUGAGGUCUCAGAGCAGCCCUCCUGUCCCUCGUCCAUCUCCUUCCUCACCAAACAGAUUCAGACCCUGAAGAAGAAGGUCCGUCAGUUUGAGGAUCAGUUUGAGCAGGAGAUGAACUACAAGCCGUCCCACAACGAUAAAUACUCCAACCCGGAGAUGAUCCGCGUGAUGGGGGACCUGGCCACGGCUCGGCGACGUCUGAAAGAAAUGAGACUCAGACAGUCGGUGUUCGAGUGCAAGGAGCCGGAAGUUCCAGAGAACUCCUGCAGGUCGGGCCAGCAGGUGGAGCCACGCCCUUCUCUGGAGGACACGGUGGAGGUUCUUUUAGAACGGCUGAGGGAGAAGAGGCAGGCCCUGGGCCUUCCAGACAACAUGAAGGACAUGACUCAAGCUCAGAUGGUCCUGGAGAAGAUGACCCUGCAGAAGUGUCUGCUUUUUGAGAGUCUUCACGGCCGACCGGCAGUGAAGCAGAAGAACCUGGUGAAGCCUCUCUAUGACCGAUACCAGAUGAUCAAACGUUUGCUCUGCAGCAGCCCGACUAUCGGCACCAUAGAGGAGGAGGACGGUGUCUGAUGAGACUCGAUGAGCUCCUUGGCGGUCCAUGAACUGCCCGACCCGCCUCCUUGCACAACAUCUGGACCAACGGAUGGCGACCCGGCCUUUGUUUCCCCGCUGGACGAGGUGAAGGUCGUCCACCAGCAGGCCUUCGUUGCCACAGCUAACCUGCACGAGGCCUCCAGGUCUCAGCUGCUGGAGUAUUUCCGAGAGACGAGGGCCGAGAAGAAGACGAGGCGUAAAGCUCUGAGAGAGUUUGAGGACGAGCAUCACCGUCAAACUGGAAGAAUGUUCCAGAAGGAGGAUCGCGGUCCGAAGGAGGAGUACCAGGACUACAAGCAGCUCACCAAACUGCGGCUGCUGGAGGUUCUCCUCAGCAAACAGGAAGUCCACCAAAACCACGUGAGGGGGGAGCAGAAGCUACCGAGAAACCUCCUCCAAGUCUCAGAGGAAGUGUGUUAGGUCUCGCGCUGUCCUUUCCCUCGUUAAUUCCCUUCACAGACGAGUCACACUCUCUCUUUACAAGGUCUACCGAGAAAAGAAGUCGCUACAAACAGCUAACCUGGCUGUGCUUGCCGUUAGCAUGUUAGCUGAGCACAUCUACCAUGUUACGGUAGCACGCUAACUUCAAAUAGCCAUGUUUUAGAUUUUUGUAUUUCCUUUGCAUUUGUGACGUUAAGACUUAUAAAACCUUUCAGGAUAUUUACAGUAUUACAAGUACACACAGAGACGUCUCCAUGGAAACCGUACACCAGCAUCCUCCAGUGUAUUUAUUUAUUUACCUGUUCCAGUCCACAGAACG
Messenger RNA from Gasterosteus aculeatus aculeatus (three-spined stickleback), 2367 nucleotides. Its product is annotated as protein FAM13C-like. NCBI's taxonomy places the organism in Eukaryota, Metazoa, Chordata, Actinopteri, Perciformes, Gasterosteidae. The record is from RefSeq and is a predicted model, not a curated record.